AUGUCGGGAGCAAAGGCUGGGUUUGCGAUCGUGACGCCCGCGUCCAAGGGUUUGGGGUUCGCGUUUGCGCGUCAGUUGUUGGCGCAUACGGAUUUGCCGGUUGUUGCCACGGCGCGGAAGGAUUGCGAUGAAGUGAAAGGCAAAUUACUCGAUCGGCUGGAUCGGCCUGGAUCUGGCGAUCUGGGGAAACGAUUACAUGUGUUGCAGGUAGAUGUUACAAAUGAAUCUACGAUUGAGAGCUUGGCGUCCACGAUUCGAGACACAUACCCAGAUACACCUUUACGUCUAGCGAUCACUGUUCCUGGUAUUCUGAACGUGGAAAAAUCGCCGUCCCAGAUCGAUGCCGCUGCUGCGCUGGAGAGCUUCAGGGUCAACUCCCUCGGCCCGAUGUUGCUCAUGAAGCACCUCUCCGGGCUCUUGCCGACCAAAUCUGCUGCGCCGUUUCUUGAAUCAACAACUCAUGAAGCGAACUUCAAGUUACCUACGCACGCUAUCUACGCUAUGAUGGCUGCGCGCGUGGGCUCCAUCUCUGACAACGGCUUUGGCGGGUGGUAUUCCUACCGUGCCAGCAAAGCAGCCGUCUUUCAGCUGGCCAAGACAUUCGACUUAUUCUUAAGAACACGAAGCAAGGAGCGAGCACUGGCUGUAGCAAUGCAUCCUGGGACGGUACAGACGGACUUUACGAAGGACUACCAGGAUGGAAGAGAGAUGAUUACGCCGGAUGACUCGGCGGCCAGACUAUUGGACGUGAUCUGCGGUAUUAAGCCCGAGACAAACGAGGGACGGGGAAAAUGCUGGGACUGGAAAGGAGAAGAGGUUCAGCCUUGA
Messenger RNA from Aspergillus melleus, 828 nucleotides. RefSeq lists its product as uncharacterized. The coding region runs from base 1 to 828 and encodes 275 amino acids. The transcript is spliced from 2 exons. Lineage: Eukaryota; Fungi; Ascomycota; Eurotiomycetes; Eurotiales; Aspergillaceae. The record is from RefSeq and is a predicted model, not a curated record.